Molecule: messenger RNA, 1701 nt
Organism: Trifolium pratense (red clover)
Lineage: Eukaryota; Viridiplantae; Streptophyta; Magnoliopsida; Fabales; Fabaceae
Product: dirigent protein 19-like
Exons: 1
Coding region: 115-723 (202 amino acids)
Source: RefSeq, a predicted model, not a curated record
GUGUGCUUGGUCACUUUCCUCUUUCUAUUGCUGUCUUACUUUUCUCUUCUCUCCACUAAACUUUCUUCACAUUCACCAUCACAACAAACAUCUCACAAACCCCACCAUACAACAAUGCCUUCCCAACAUUUCCUCACUUUCUUCUUCUUCCUUCUCAUAUCUUGCAACACCAUCACUUCAUCAUCAUCACCACCAACACCAUCAUCACAAAAAGAUGACACUUUUGAAUUUGUUCGUCCUAUGGACAGAAAAUUAUUAGGCAUAAACAAGAAGGAAAAACUAAGUCAUUUUAAAUUCUACUGGCAUGACAUAGGGAGUGGAAAAAACCAAUCAUCAGUUAUGGUUGUUCCACCAUCAUUGAAACUAAACUCAACAACUGGUUUUGGUUUGGUCAACAUGAUUGACAACCCUUUAACUUUAGGACCAAAGUUGAGCUCUAAACUUGUUGGAAAAUCUCAAGGGUUCUAUGCAUCAGCUUGUAAAGAUGAACUUGAUUUGCUUAUGGCUAUGAAUUUGGCUUUCAUUGAAGGAAAGUAUAAUGGAAGUAGUAUUACUAUUUUGGGACGGAAUCCGGUCUUUCAUAAGGUUAGAGAGAUGCCUGUUAUUGGUGGUAGUGGACUUUUCAGAUUUGCUAGAGGUUAUGCUCAAGCUAGUACUUAUUCCUUUGAUCUCAAAUCUGGAGAUGCUGUUGUUGAGUAUAAUGUUUAUGUUUUUCACUAUUGAUUGAGUAUUAUUGUUGUUGCUGCUGUUAUUGUUUUAGGAUUGUGUUUGUGUGAGAUUUGGAUUUAUUGUGGUUAUAUUUGUAGUUGUUGUACUCAAUUGAUUUAAAUGUAUCUUUGAAUUCACAGUGAGUUUAGCAGAAUCACUGUGUGAUUUUACAUAAGUUACAUUUUCGAGCUUUAACAAAAUCACUACAUCAUCGUAGUUUCAACAAACCAAUUGUGAUAUGAAACUCGUUGGAUAGAGAUCAGAUGACUCAAAUUGUAGAUCGAUAUAUCAGAAACCGAGAAUUCUAAUUGUUCGAUAUUAGAAGCAAGGGAAGGCUUUGAAGUUAAUUCUGUAGCACUGACACCUCUGAUCCAAAAUGUAUUUAGUGUCUGACACAUGUCAAUAUCAAACAUUGACAUGACACCGACAUGUGAUGAUUUUCAAUUAUUACAUGUGUUUGCUCUUCUAUAAUCACACCUGCUAAAUUAUGCAGGUCCACUAUAAGCUCCAAGUGAAGUGAUUAUUUUCUUUUUAGUUUGGGAUGAACUUUAGAUUGGUGAAUUUUUUUGAGGUGUGCACAUCAUGUUCAUCUCAUACUUUCUUUUGGUGUAUUAAGGUGUGUAGAGCAGCAACAUGUUCAAAAAUGUUCCAAGCUUUGUCUGCAAUGUGCAGGACCAUACAAAUAAAACCAGGCAAAACCAUCAUUGUUUCUUUACUUUGAAGCCAGCACCUCAAACAUGUAUUAGCACUUUGCAGAGUUAAACAGAUCAGUGUAUUUUUAUCAAGAGGUGAAAAGUUUAGGAAAAGUAAUCCUUAUAAGUUAUACUCCCUCUGACUCUUAUUCUAAGCAAACUUUUCUUUUUUCACCACAUGUAUCUGAUUCACCGACCACCUAAUCUGGUUCGGGGUCAGUUCUACCAUCAAGUGGUUUCAGUCUCCUCCUAAUUGUAGUUGCGGGGAUAAGCAGACUUUUUCAAAUGUUAAGAAAAUUGU